Gambusia affinis (western mosquitofish) is the source of this 11436-nucleotide messenger RNA. It is a transcript of the gene mtcl2, whose product is annotated as suppressor of glucose, autophagy associated 1. Gene Ontology annotation, biological process: regulation of autophagy. The record is from RefSeq and is a predicted model, not a curated record. The transcript is spliced from 22 exons. The coding region runs from base 367 to 5700 and encodes 1777 amino acids. Lineage: Eukaryota; Metazoa; Chordata; Actinopteri; Cyprinodontiformes; Poeciliidae.
GAGAGAGAGAUAGUGACCAUAGCCACCACAUUGCUUCCCUCUUCUCAGACACAGUUGCUCUGAGCAGGAACCGGUUGGUUUGUGCUAUCCGCGCAAAGAAAUCCUAAAGAAAUGAGAGGACAGCAACAAAACGGAGUAGUUUGAAAAUCUGCUUCACAACCUGGGGUUUUUGUUUUGCAUUCUUGCAGCUUUCAGGCUCAUCUUCCUCCGCUUCGUCCUGUUGCUUUGCAAGCUCUCAUUGUAGGAGGACUGGUCUCCCUUUUGUGUUGCUCUGCGGUUGUUUAUUCAACUUCUUCUGCCUCCCUAAUUCGGCAUACAGGAGGUGGUUUAUUUCAGCUUUUCAUUGUGUCGUACUAAACGGAAUGAAUGACAAAAACAAAGGAGGUUGAUGUCCAUAACUCUCCGACUCACCUCUCCUUCGCCUCGCCAAAGGAACGGAGACUUCAUCUCCGGCAGAAGAUGGAAAGCGGAGGCGGGACGGAGAGCUCGGACGGCGGCCAGGAGCAGCACUCGGUGCCCGGUCAGCCGCAGCAGCACCCCGGGGCUGAAACGGCGGCACAGCCCGCUCACAAGAAGAAGAUAAACCGGGCACCGUCUCCGGCGAGACCGAAGGACGUGUCCGGUUGGUCGCUCACAAAGAUCCGCGGAGGGAUCGGGAGCACGACCCUGAGCGUCAAGCCCGGAGCUAUCCAUCUGGGCAGCCGCAUUUCCAGGCGCAGCCCUGUGGGCAGCCUCGCUGGAAAGGACGGUAAAGCCGAGAGGGGCGGCGGUAAAACAGUGGGAAAAUCUUCGCUGCUGUCUAAGACUUCGGCGUCCAAAGCGGCAAAAAGCAACAGCGGCCGGAGGAAGGUGUCGGACGCCAGCACAGCGUCCGACGACCUAUCCAAAGACUCUGGUUGCGCCGCGGGGAAGCUCUCCCCGACAGACAGUAGCUCCGAGCUUUCGGACUGCGCCUCCGAGGAAAACAAACUCUCAGCGGAUGCUGGGAGCAGCGACACCGAGUCGAGGAGCAGCCGCGGCGCAGAAGGAGAGAAGCCGCUCGGGAGCAGAGUUGGUCAGCGAGCAGCCGCCAAGAACACCUGCUUCACCGCGGAGAAAGAUGAAAAGGAUCGGCUCUCUCUGAGCGUGGAGACCGGGGAGGAUAGCAUUUCCCCGGGCGAGGAGCGGUCGGCCACCUCGUUUGACAGCAGGGUGCCUGCCAGCACAUCCCUGGCGUUCUCAGACCUCACGGAGGAGUUUACCGACGGCAUGCAUGAGGAGUACCUCAGGGAAAUAGAAGAGCUGAGAUCUGAAAAUGAUUACCUCAAAGAUGAGAUGGAGGAGCUGAGGUCUGAGAUGCUGGAAAUGAGGGACAUGUACAUGGAGGACGAUGUUUACCAGCUGCAGGAACUGCGCCAACAACUGGAGCAGGCAAACAAAACCUGCCGCAUCCUGCAGUACCGACUGAGAAAGGCAGAGCGGCGCUCUCUGCGCGUAGCCCAAACGGGCCAGGUGGAUGGAGAACUGAUAAGGACGUUGGAGCAAGACGUAAAAGUGGCGAAGGAUGUCUCCAUCCGAAUCCAUAGCCAGCUGGACAGUUUGGAGAGGAAGAGGAGUCGGCUGGAGCAGGAGAACGAAGAGCUCCGAGGCCGACUGCAGGACCUGGAGGUCGCCAAACAAGUCCUGCAGCAGGAGCUGGACAAGAACUCCCAGAAGAAAAGAGGAGCACGGUCCAGCAACAAACCGGACAAGAAGCCUGCUCCACAGGAAGACAACUCAGACCUGAAGUGUCAGCUCCACUUUGCCAAAGAGGAGUCGGCCCUGAUGUGCAAGAAGCUGACCAAGUUGGUGAAGGACAGCGAGGCCAUGAAGGAAGAGCUGGCCAAGUACAGGUCUCUAUACGGAGACGUCAACAGCUCGCUCACCGUGGAGGAGGUUGCAGACUCUCCACACACUCGGGAAGCAGAGGUCAGAGUUCACCUGAAGCUAGUAGAGGAGGAGGCCAACCUGCUGAGUCGACGCAUCGUGGAGCUGGAGGUGGAGAACAGGGGACUCCGAGCUGAAAUGGACGAAAUGAAGGGCUCACAAGACGGCCACCAAGAACUUUCUAGCGCUGGUCUGGGGGCCGGGCUGGGGGGCGCCGUGGUGCUUGGCGGAGGGGCCUCGUCUGAAAACGUCAUGGAGCUCCAGAGGCACCUGCAGUUUGUGGAGGAGGAGGCCGAGCUGCUGAGGAGGUCUCUGAUCGAGAUGGAGGAGCAAAACAAACUGCUGAUGAAUGAGAUCAACCGCUACAAAUCCGAACUCCCGCUGGCGACGUCCGCGCUCUCCGCCGAGUCGCUGAUGUCUCUGACGGACGGGCUGCUGAACGACAGCCGCUCGGUCCAGGACGGGGCCGUGCUCAUCAGCACCGACACGCCGGCCCCUGAGGAGGAGCUGAGGCUGGCGAGGCUCCAGGUGGGAGAGCUGAGCGGGAAAGUGAAGAAACUGCAGUACGAGAACCGUGUGCUGCUGUCCAACCUGCAGCGCUGCGAUCUCGCCUCGUAUCACGCUCCGUCUUCCUCGUCCUCCUCCUCCUCGUUGAGGCUGGCUUUGGAGACGGAUGCAGAAGCAGGAGACUCAGCUGAGUGCCUCCCUCUCAGCCCACCUCAUCGCAAAGAGCCAGUAGGUGGUGAGAACGACGCUAUGGAGAUGGAGGAACAGAAAAAGAAGAUGGAGGACAACGCUGAGGCAACGACUCCUCUCUCUGGGUGCCUGGGGCAGAAGGACCGUGAUGCCUUGUUGGCCCUGAGGGACCAGGCUCGUUUGGUUUCCACUGCCAUACAUCUGCUGACCUCCCCCGAGUCCAACUGCCUGUCCUCCUCCUCCUCCUCUCCUUCGCUGUAUCACAAGGUCUGCAGCAAUGAGGCAGCAGAGCCGUGUGACCUGGAGAAACCUCAACCUCACUGCCAGAUCUCUGAGCUUUCCGAUUUGGCGGACCGUCCUCUGGUUGGUGCUCUGACCAGCAGGCUUCAGGCCUUGCACACCCAGCUGCAGGCCUUUGUAGAGCAGGUGGAUGGCUUGGGUAAACCUCCAUCUGGGGCGAGAGACGCUCAGGUGGAAGGGGCGUCCCCUCCAGCGUCACCCUGCGCUUCCAUCCCCUGCUCCGGAGACGGCCAGGAUCAAGAAAACAAAGUCGAGCACAAGCAGCCUGAUUAUAGGGACCAAUCAGAUCCAGAUGAGAAAGAUGACACCUACCAGAGCAGCCAAUCCUUCAGCAACGACACGCAAAAUCGGGCAGCUGGACAAAUGGAGCAGGAGAAGGAGACGGAUCGUUCCACGAUGAACAGCCUGAAGGAUUUGUACCUGCUGCUGGAGGAGGAGAGCCAGGCAGAUAAGAGAGCCUCUGCAGACGAACAGCCUCUCAGCCCGACUAUAAAGUCAAGUGCUGUGAGCAGCACUUUGGCAGACCUAAAGGUUGCUCUGCAGGACCUGAGUGCAGAGUUGAGACAAGAGAGACAAGGCUCCCAGGAGCUGACUCAGCAGUUCGCAAAGGCCAAAGCAUCAUGGGAGGUGGAGAGAACCGAACUAAAGAGCCUCAUCACGCAGUUUGAGACCAAACUUGGGAAAACCACAGCAGCUCUGUCCUCCGCUGAAACCCUGGACCCUCUUGACCUGAAGGUGGCUCUAAAAAAGGAACGUGAGGAGCACCAGCACCUCCUCGCUGAGUCGUAUGCAGCCGUGAUGGACUUAACCAAACAGCUUCAGAUCGGAGAGAGGAACUGGAGCAGAGAGAAGCUGGAGCUGCUGGAGAGGUUCAGCCAGGAGAGAACGCAGUGGGAACAGAGGCUGAGAGACGCUGCCACACAACAGGAGAAGGUGCGAAGGUCGAAGCCGCCGGGAGACGAACCCACCGUGGACACGGGUGUUGUAAAUGGACCAGCAUCGCCGAGGGUCAAAUCUACACUGGAGGACUCAGAGGGAAACAGAUUUUCCUGUGUGAAGGACAAAGCACAUUUUGGUUCAAUGCCGCUUUUUACUGGAGGCGAGUUUGGAGAUAUAACCGUGAAGAACUGGACCAGCAUAACCAACGAGACCCCAGAGAUGGCUGACACUUGUAAAACCUGGGAUGGUCCAAGCGUUUCUUCUAGCAGCUCCGCAGCCACCCAGAUGGACUUGGACUUUGUGCAGAGGAGCUGCACUGCUCCGGACCGGACCGGCAUUCGUAUCUACUACAGCCCUCCUGCUGUGAGGCGUAUGGAGCACCGGAGAAGAUACCAGGAGCCUCUAGAUCCCGAUCAAUACAGCGUUGGGGGCUCCUCUCUGAAACAGAAUGACACGGAUGGUGGCGUGGCUUCACCAAUCGAUGCUCAGCACCAACAACCCGCCUCAUCGUUUACCUCUUCCUAUGAGCAGUGGCUCAGCUCGCUGUCCAGCCAGCACCGGGAGCUGCUGGAGAGCAGAGGCAGCAGCAUUUCCACGUCGAUGCCGAGCGUUUUCAGCAGCAGUGUCAGCAGCGGGGCGGCUAACAGGGUGGUGGACGGGAUGACGUCCGGUUCUCCCUUCCAUGACCUGGAGAUCGGAGACAUCUCUGCCAACUUAAGUGACGACAUGAAGGAAAUGACUAACUGUGUCCGGCAAGCUAUUCGCUCUUCUUCUCUGGAGAGGAAAUCCAGCAAGGAGCUUGGGAGUCAGCCCAUCGGAGUAUCCAACAAGUCCACCCAGACUGUAGCUCAGGGUGUCAGCAUCGGGCUGCAGACAGAGACCGGCAGGGCGACGGGGCUGCACUCCAAAUCCUGGUCGCCUCGGCCAACUCCAACUACCACUUCCUCACUGGCAUCCGCCCGAACUCGGCAGAUUUCUACAUCUCUGGAUAAAGUGCACAGCCGCAUAGAGAGGCCAUGCUGUUCGCCCAAGUAUGGAUCGCCUAAGCUGCAGCGGAGAGUGUCUUCUGGUUCCACUUCCAGACUGGACGGCGCUUCCUCCAGCAAGGAGCGCAGCAUGUGGAGCCUACAUCAGAGGCCCAUCGGUGGGAGUGGCGGCUCUGCCUGGGCUCGCUCCACUACGACGAGGGACAGCCCCGUCCUGAACGGCCUCACCGACGGCCUCUCCAGCCUUUUCAGCGUAGUGGAGCACUCCGGAAGCACAGAGUUGCUUUGGAGGAGUGAAAUCGGUGAGAUGCAUAAUCUAGGGUCAAGCCAGACGGCCAGCCCGGCUCGGCAGCCUCACGCUGCCGGCAAACCCUCCGUUGCUGCUGUUUGCGGCUCCGACUCCAACUCUCAGCGGUAUGGGGGGCUGGUGCAGGAGUUCCUCAGGAAUGUGUGCAGCAGCCGCAGCCCAGCUGGAGCCCCCCUGUCUGUGGAGAGAGUGCAGAGAGACUCCCUCACUGCCCUCGGAGGCUUGGGUGUCUUGGGUGGCUUGAACAGCGUGGACGAAACCCAACUCGGGGGGGCUGCUGCGCUGGCUGGACUGAGUGGAGGCAACGACAGCGUGACCAGGAUUGUUAAUAAGCGGUUUAUGAGGCAGACAGCUGGGGAGGAGAUGAUCAGCAUCAUGGGAGGAGGGAAGGAAGCAGCGAGCAACAGCGUGGCUGCAGGACCGGGAACCGAGGAUGCACCUUGCGAUUGUGCUACCCAGUCCUCCUGCUUUGUCCGAUCGUCUAAAGCAGCUGCUCGCCACUGCAAGCACCGCCCACAGGAGACUCCAGCAGGAGCCGAGGAGAAAGGAGACGCCUGUAACGAGUGACGAGCCUCCCACUGCCCCAGCGAAGACGCACACGGAGGAAAUUCACUUCUUUCAAAACACGACUGCCUUGGAAACGCUUUCCCACACCUCCCAGAGCACCAAAUGCACACAAACACCUAGAACCUGCAAACACAGGCCCACUGCCAAACAUAACAUUGCGUCAGCACACAGAGGAAACUGCCCCUACCCCCCCACCCACAAAGCUACUGCCACCUUCUCUCAAUCAGAACCCCGGAGACGCCACUCCGGUUUCUAGACGUGCAACCGAUGCCAAGGACUCUGCCAGCAUCCCAAACCUACCAGCAGGACGGAAACCAGAACUGCCGUCUAACACUACAGAUACCAAUCAACAGGUUAAAUAAUGAUGAUGUCAGGACUCAAAACACAACCUCCAACUAACGGAAUAAGAGGUACUACAAUCAGUCUGCUAAUAUUACACAUUCACAGCCACACGCUAUAAUGUUACCAUUAUCACACUGUUUAAUGAGCAGAUAUUUUAAAUAUUAUGUGUAACUUUGGGGGGUAUGAAACAAAAACAUUUUUUUACUACUUUUUUGUUGUUGUUUUUUUUCUUAUACAUUCUGGCUGGUCUGAUACGGCCAGUCUGCAAAUCAUGGAAACAGUGAAAUGUUUCCAUGAUUUCACAGUGUUGGACCUGUACUUAAAACGUCACGCAGUGUCGGAUUGCUUUGCACAAUUGACCUCACAGAUCAAAAAAAAAAAUAGCCACAUCUUAAUGACACAUAGCAGAGUGGCACACUACAUGUCUUAUUAGUAUAGGAAGACGUUGCAAACUACUGGGCUGUGUGUCGUUCCAGGAUGACCAGAUUUGUACUAAAUUGAAGAAUGCAGGUACCUAAUGGCUCGAAAAAUGAAAUCAUGAAAAUGAUUAUAGAGAUUGUGUUUAACCAGUGUUCCUGGAGAGCAAAUGCAUCUUAUGGCUAAGUUUUCUAGUGCCGUCUGCCCUCUGUCUUAUUGAACAAUGGGAACAAAUACAGACAAAAUGGGUGAUAUGAAAGCCAUGACUUUGACCUUCGAUGAUAGAAAUUAUGUCUUUAUUUUUAAGCACAUGGCCAGAGAAAGAAUUGUAUUGAUGUUAUCCUUAAACAUUGGAGCACCAAUCUGGUACACUCAUGUACAUAUCUGCUGUGCGCCAUCUUGAAAUGGCUUCUGUUGUGACACACUUUGGAGAUCAUUCCUCCUUGUUGCUAAGUUAAACUGGGAUCCUUUUUCUUACGCUUAUAGGGCGUUGGAUAGAAUUACAUUUUUUAAUGUCUAUUUAUUAUGUUGUUUUUCCAGAUUACCCAAGCCAAUGUUGGGAGCAAGAAAUUACAGGCAUUCCAGUUUUACAAAUACAUCAAAACGUCUUUGGGGAUCAUAAUCACACGGUUGGGGAAAAUAAACAAAUACGGUGCGUUGCAAAAGUAUUCAUACUCCUUGACCAUUCCACUACAUAUAUUUACAUUCAUCUAAUUCAUUCAAUGUUCAUGAUUGUUGUUCUGUUGGACGGUAAACCUCAACCACAGUCUCACGUCUUUUGAACCGUUGGGAUUUUCCUGAAAUUUUCUCCGUCAGUGUUCUCAUGAACUUUUGUACUAGCUUUAGUAAAAGUUAUAGUUUGGUUAAAAAUAAACCGCGAUUGGUAUGAAUACUUUUGCAAGGCAGUGAACUCCAUAGUUUAGAUACUUGGAACAGACACACUAACUGGCCACUAAGUCCAGAUAUCAAAGUGAACAUAUUGACACGCCCAUACAGCUUUCUUUCUUACUAAUAAAGCUCGUUGAAUUGGUUACAACAAACUUGGAAUCUCUUUCAGGAUUUUUAAAAUGUUAUUUAAACAUGUAUUUUUUUUUGCUUAAUCAGCAAAAUAUGACUUUUAGUAUUUAAAUAUCUAAAGCAUUGCAACUUUUAACUUAUUUGAAAUAGAUCCAUAAAUUGAUUUUCUAUAUAAAUAAAUGAAGUUGACUGUAAGAUGGACUACAGAGUUCAUUUUCCUGUAACAGCUGGACAAAAGGGGCAGCAGAAGUCAACACUAACAGAACUGCAAAGUCACAAAGACUGGUUGUUCAGCCCUGCAAACAGAAGAAAUCUGAUCUUGGACAAAACAUAAAAAUAUACUCUAAAGGAUUUUAUACACGUAUCUUGAGUCCAUUACCUUGCCAUCUCCUUUUUUUAUAUUGGAUUUGCUAUUCAAAUGGCCUGUUGGAUUAUGUCACUCUAAAACCAGACUCUCUAAAACACACAAACUUCCUUUAUAUAGGAAGUUUGUUUUCUUCAUUAAUGUACUGUAACCUGGUAAAGCGACAAGAGGCUAACAACUGUAGCCGGAUGUAGCAUAGAUUGCACAUCUGGCAUUUUUAAAAUACAAAGUCAUUUUUCUGGAAUAUGUACUAUUUUACUUUUUAAUUGACGUUCUGCUGAUCUGUUAAGUCUCUGUUUUGAUAUGAUGGUGCUACUUGGUGUGCAGCCUUCUGUGGACUUUAACAGAGAACCUACCCAUCUUGUGUGUGCACACAGUUUAAUGACUCAGCAGUUUAAAAGUAGGGCAUUACAGAAAGUACAUGUACUUAAAUAACAUGCUGAGGAAAACCCACAGUCUCUGUGCUACUGUCUGUCUCGGUUUUAGCCCUCAUUUUGGGCACAAAACCAACUGCAUAAAACCAGCUGCUGCCUCUCCAGCCACUGACAGGGACACGGCUCACCUAGACGGUCUGAGUUCUGGCCACGAUUUUAUGACUGUACUUGAUGUCUGACUGCUUUACCAGCCAAACAAUGUUUCAACGGUUUCCUAAAAGGUCAUUUAUUAUUCCUUUUUCAUAUUUCACUUUCUUAAAAGCGUUUGCGUUUUCCUGCACGACAAUUAUCUGAUGCUAUAAUUUAAUCUCGACAAGAAAACACAAUAAAUAUGACUUGAAUAUUUUAUGCUUUCAUUUUCAAUUGAGCUAUUGAACCAUUUUAGGAAAAAACGCCUUGGUUUUGUUGCAAAUCUCCAAGCUUAACUUUCAACAAGCUAGCGCAUUUAGCUGAGAUGUUCAUCUAGCAAAGCCGUCAUUCUCACUGCCGCCACAUUUCUUCCUGAUUGUUAUUUAAAGCAAAUUCUUGUUGAAAUAUAUUAAAAUAUUAUAUUCUACUGUACGAAUCUGACCAAAAUAUUUUAACAAUAGGGCAGACUGUUCCUUCAGUGCUGAUUUACAUUAAGAUAUUUAGCAGUUUUCUAGAACCCAAAAUAAACUCAAAGGGCUUUCUGUAAUUUGAAAAUGUUUGUUUUAAUGAAAUUUUUCAUAACAAUACGAUUCAAAGUAUUGCACCUGUUUGUCCCACUGUUAAAGAGUUAUCCAGAAAUGAUCAUUUUUGACUUUGCAAGCUGUUAACUUUAGCUUAUUGCUAGAUGCUCAUAGAAAAACAGUUCUAUUACAUGUCAGUAUAGUUUUCUGGUCCUUUUAUCAGACCAUAUUUGAACUAUUGGAGGCACAAGUUAAUUUUAAAGAAGUCAAUGACACUAUGCUUCAUUAAGCCAAUAAUUGGAGGACUAAUAUUAAACAUUCAAACAUAUAUAAACAGUUAGAACGCUAACAAGACAGCCACAAUUAUUAAACCACCAAAAAGGUUUACCAGUAAUUUUUUUUAAAAAACAUUUCUGCCUGCAGUUAAAACCCUAAAAGAAAUAGAAGACAUUAAACAGACUGCAUCACAAAGUUUAGUGGUCAUCUUUAUGUACUAUCUACUGUCUAAAAAGAUUGUUUCUAACAGUUUCAUUCCCCAGGCUACAAAAACCCAAACGGAUUGGCGUACAGAAGAUUUCCAAACCAUGUUCAAAUAAGAACCUGUGUUUUUCAAUCUUUCCUUUGAAUUUAUAUCUGAAACUCUGUGUGCUACCAACAAAACAGGGUUGUGCUUAAAAUAUUAGCAUGAUUGGCUUUAUACACUGCGAACCAAUAAACAGCUCGCUGUGGCAGGGAUUUAUGGGAUAUUUGUUGUGCUGUUCCAAAUAAAAAGUGAUUUUAUAACAUGAAUCCUAUAUUGUAAUUUUAAACUAUAUUUCUGAUUGUCUGCACAAAAGUAAAAGUGGACAGUUUACAGAAUUUUGUUCUACCUCUUAGACUGUAGACUAAAAUCAACACAAACACAAAAUUCAUGUAAAUCAGCCAGAAAAUGUUUUCCGUUGAAACUCAUGCAAUCUCUACAUUUUAUUUUCAACGUCAUUUUGUCAACAAGAUGGUCACUUUAGUGCCUUUCCUCUACAAAAGUGUCUUGUUUUUACUAGAACAUUUUCCUUUAUCUUCAUAGAUUCCAUUGGAAAAAAAGCACCACAUCUUAGUCCAAAUAUUCAGAUAAGAUACAUGUCGAAUUAAAUCUAAAAGUUGGAGUAUUUUGCGCAAUUAAUAAGGGAUUUAUGAGAUGAGAACUAAAGUGAACCCUUAGAUAUUAAUAUUUUGAUUUAUCAGAUUUCCAAACGAGUCAAAAUUAAGAACAAUAGGACUUUUUAUUUUCAAAGAAUGUCUGUAGCCUGCACUGUUUUUUUUUUAUGUGAAUAGGUCUAAAUUUAAGAAGGUAUCGUAAUAUGAAGAAUCAAACACAUGAUGAGAAAAGUUAAUUCGUUAUUGUUAUUUCAUUUUUGGUGUCUUCGAAAGAAGAAUGCAAACAUGCUGGACACAUACUUGUUUGAUUUGAGGCAGAAUGAUAUGCAUAUAAUGACUCUGAUUAUUUCUAAACUGCAUUACAACAUAGAAUGUGGCUUGGUAGAGGUGGAUAUCCGUCUCUCCCUAGUUCCUACAUUGUAUUUCACCCAUUAACUAAAACAUUUUUAGUUAAUGUUUUAACUAAAAACAUCACCAGCCAUUGACUUUUUUAAAGGCUCUGUGGUAUCAACCAUUUCCUGUAUCCAUUUUUAGAUAAGCCUCGUAAAUCAACAUGAAUAUUUCCAUCCUUUUGUAAUGUUUCCAUACCACUAAUUAGAUUAUUACAUGCUGGGAUUAUGUAAAUGAUUCUUAGCUGUUCAUAAUGGUAGCUAAGGUAUUACUUAAGGACAGUCUGUAUAUUAGCUUUAUUAACAUACUAUUAUCUCUUUUUUUAACAGUGCUUGAUUAAUAAAAAGAGAACAUUUUAAACGAGUACUUGGUAAAGAAUUCCCACCCACAUUUUAAAUCCACAGGAAAGUGAAACGGUUUGUUCCCUGCCCUUCAGUUUCCAUGAGAAUAGCUGAAUGUCAACAGCUGAUCUGAUCCUGGUCGCUGUGGAAAUAUGUAGCUCUCUCCCUCUUUAGAUGGCACUUGACCAUUUUCAUGUAUAUAGUUGCAUUUUGAAGAUGACUGACGGAAAAACAAUGAAAUAAAAUAAAACAAUAACAAACAUUGAAAGAUGUAAGAAAAAGACGUACAAAUGGAUUUUUGAAAGUAUUUUUCCUUUUCCAACCAUGGUAGCUUGUAAAAUAAGAUGAAACUGCCUCCUGUUUGUCAUAGAAAUCACAAAUAAACGUGUCAUGGAUUUUGAUGUGGUUUGUGGUCUCUGCCUUUUUGCUUCCUCUCUGCUCUGCGUUGGAUCAGACUGAGGUUCUCUUGAAUAAUGCAAUGUCUACAUUAGCAAGAAGCCUCCCCAAUGAUGUGGUCAGAGAUGAUUGUGAUACACACACACAGAGUCUGAUGUAUGUCGAACUUAUUUGUUUUCCAACUGAGCUCCAGUUUCUCACAAGAAAAAGGAAACAACAAAUUGAGCACACAGUGUACAAAUAAAAAUAAA